Trichomycterus rosablanca is the source of this 606-nucleotide messenger RNA. It is a transcript of the gene rbpms2b, whose product is annotated as RNA binding protein, mRNA processing factor 2b. The transcript is spliced from 7 exons. Bases 1 to 600 code for a protein of 199 amino acids. The record is from RefSeq and is a predicted model, not a curated record. Gene Ontology annotation, molecular function: mRNA binding; protein homodimerization activity. Lineage: Eukaryota; Metazoa; Chordata; Actinopteri; Siluriformes; Trichomycteridae.
AUGAGUGUUAAAAACGACAACGAGCAAAACAACAACAUCAGCAGCCCAGGAGAGGAGGAGGUACGGACGCUCUUCGUCAGCGGCCUGCCAGUUGAUAUUAAACCCCGUGAGCUCUAUCUUCUCUUCAGACCGUUUAAGGGUUAUGAAGGAUCUCUGAUUAAAUUAACAUCAAAGCAGCCUGUCGGGUUCGUAACCUUCGACAAUCGUUCAGGUGCCGAAGCAGCAAAAAACGCCUUAAACGGGGUUCGAUUUGACCCUGAGAACCCGCAGACCCUUCGCUUAGAGUUUGCCAGAGCCAACACCAAGAUGUCAAAGAGUAAGCUGAUGGGCACGCCCAACCCCACAAACGUCCACCCGGCUCUCGGAGCGCACUUCAUAUCGCGGGACUCAUAUGACCUGAUGGGGGCAGCACUCAUCCCAGCAUCUCCUGAAGCUUGGUCUCCGUACCUGUAUGCGGCAGAGCUGAGCCCUGGUCUCCCCCACACCGCCUUCACCUACCCUGCCGCUGCAGCCGCCGCCUCCUUCCACGCUCAGAUGCGCUGGUAUCCUGCCACCACUGAGUCGUCCCAGUCUGGAUGGAAAUCCCGGCAGUUCUGUUAGAUGUGG